Balearica regulorum gibbericeps (East African grey crowned-crane) is the source of this 4134-nucleotide messenger RNA. Lineage: Eukaryota; Metazoa; Chordata; Aves; Gruiformes; Gruidae. The record is from RefSeq and is a predicted model, not a curated record.
UUGAUUUUAAAGAAUUGUAUUGAGGAAUGCAAGUUCCCUCCAGAACCAGAUGCAAUUUGUCGAUAUCAGCAAUGCCAUGGCCACUCCAAAAUCCAAAUAUUUUUUUCAGACCCAGAUUUUAAGGGUUUUAUACGUAUUACUUGCUGUCAGCAAUGUAGAGUGGAAUUUCAUAUCAGCUGUUGGAAAAAGUUGAAAACAACAAACUACAGUGAUAAAAAUGAUAAGGAUUUUCUUCAAGAAUUGUGUUUCACUCCUGAUUGUACAGGCCUUAUUUCAAAAAUAGUUAUUUUCAGUUCUUCUGGUCUGGUAAAAUGUGAAUUUGAACAAAAAAUCACAAAACCCAAGGAACCACCAAGAGCCAGUAUUAAACAGAAAUGUACAAGUCUUAGGAAGUUAAGAAUGAAACAAGAAAAAAAAUUACGAAGAAAGCGUGCACGAGAAGAGGCACGGAAUUCUGCUAAAAAGAAAAUAGAAGAAAACCAGAUGGGAGAUGAACCAUCUCAAUACAGUGAUCACAGUGGUUAUGUUCAGGACUUAUAUGCUGGUGAUCGAGUCCUGCAGCAUAUCAGUCGAAAUGCUGAGCAAAUAAAAACAGCUGUUCAUGAUACUUCCAAACUAUUAAAGGAAUUACUUUCAUGGUUUGUAAUCAGUGAGGAGGAUUACACAUCAUAUUCCAAAACUAGUAGCAUGCCGCAUGAAGUGAUGGAGCAGCUCAUCAGCUACUUAAUUCAGGAAAAAAACAGAGUAAAAACACGGGGUUUUAUCCAUGUGCUGAGUGAGCUGGAAGAAGUGGAUCCCAAAUUACACAAAUGGCUGAAACACCUUAACAACUUGGGUCUGACAGCUACGGAGAACUUUCUCCUUCAAUAUGGACAACUUUUAAAAGAGCUUGACCUUUCUAUUUUAACCACACUCUGGAAUGAGAAGUAUGGUAGUAAAUUUGACUAUGUGACAACUUGUUUUGAAGACAAAGAAAUUCAUGAUUAUUUCUUAAAACCACCCCUAGAGAAAACUCGUUGUUUUAUAUGGCUGUUAGAGGACAACAGAGACAAUUUUCCAUUUCUUCAUCAAGCUUUAGAUGAAUUCUUUGAUAAAAUGGAUGACCCUACCAUUAUAUUAAAGAAGCAGGGAAAUGAAAAUAUAUCGACUAAUGGUAUCAAAGUUAAAAACAAAAACAGGAAGAAGAACUCAAAAGACUUGAGGUCUAUUUUAGUAUUAUCCAGUGGAGUUAGUACAGCACCACAAGAAGAAGAUAAGAUAUUUAUAGAAGAAAAUACUUUUGAUUUCACAAAUUCUUAUGAACCAUUUGUAAUCCCAGAAUAUCUUCGGGGGCAACUAGAGGAAUUUGAAGCUCUCUGUGACGUUUCAAAUAGUAACAGUUAUCAAAGAUUUUUGGACAACAAUCCCAAUCAAACUUGUGAAAGCUUAUACGAAUACUUCUCUCAAAUCUUGGAGGAACAUGGCCCUAUGGAAAUUAAUAAUAAAUUACUAGUUGGGGAAUAUGAACAUUUCCCUGAAGAAGCUCGAAAGAUUGUAGAAGAUGAAGGUGGUCUGAAAUCUUUUCUUCUGAAAUCCCUUCGUUUCAUUAUGGUGGAUAAUCUUAUUGGCCUAAGAAAGCAUGCAGUUCUUAUUAAAGAAAAUACAAACAGCCAUGAGACUGGAGAUAAUGAAGAAAAUUAUAUAGCCUGUGAUGUGCAAGAAAAUUCUUCCCAGAAAAAGCUACAGUUAAAUCCAGCUGCUAAGGAAUUCAAACCGCUCUCUUAUCCUAAGCAACCCCAUAUAUCAGCAUCUACUGACUUGACAGUAGCAAAGUAUAAGACUCCACAACAUUUGCCAUGGUCUUUUCCUACUUCAUGUAAAUCGGUGCGUUCUUUGCAUAGUCAGAAUAUCGAUACCAUAGAAAAUGGUUCGUCGUUUUCAGACAUUUUACUAAAGUGCUUUGAUUCUAAAAGCCCUGGUAUAUUUUUGUCUCAGACUUCCUGGGCUUAUCAGUAUGAAAGGCUAUUGCCAGUGCCUUCUGAAAUGCCUCUCAUUUCAAAUGUUGCCAAGCAACCUCGUUGUAUUUAUGCUGAUCACGUAACUCAUCAGGAUAAUGAUGAAUCGGCGAUUUCAGACAGAAAAUAUGUCUUCAGCAGUCUUAUACCAACUGAAGUACAAACGUAUGAAGACUCUUGGUGCCAACUGGAGAACUCGGAUGACACAUUUUCUGAAGACAAUUUUGCUGUUGUAAAUAGUACAAAUGAAGCUGAAUGUGGUAUACAGGUUGUUAAGAUGAAAAAAGAGGGCAGAGGUAUACCUCUGAAAAACAAUCCUUAUACAAGGAUGAUACCUGUUCAGGUAAGAAAUUAAAAUGGAACAGUUAGUAGAGAGCUUUUGAAUUUUUUUUUUUUUUUAUAACUGAUUUAUUUUCAGGGAGAUAUUCUACGCCUGGAAAAAGAGCAUCAGGUAUUAAAAGAACAAGUUAAAGAAGCACAGGAAAAAUAUGAUCAGUUACAAAGCCGAAGCUCGGAGGAAAUCAGUGCCUUAGAAGAGCUCCUGAAAAAAAGCGUUGAAGAGACUGAGGUAUCAAAGAAUGAACUGGAUUGGCUUCAACAAGACUUAGAAAUAAAAAUGAAAAAAUGGCAACAGGAGAAAAAAGAAAAUCAAAAGAACUUAAAAGCACUAAGGAACACAGUUAAAAAGCAUACAGAUACCAAUGAUAGGUAUUUGAAGACCAUUGAUGAGAAGGAAAAGCAAUAUAAUGUAUCUUUAAACAUGUAUCUCGAGACCAGUAAUAAACUUGCUAAUGAGAAAGUAAAAUUGGAAGAGCUUAUAAAAAAGAGCCAAGAUGACUGCCAAGAGUGUGUGAGAAGAGCUGUUAAAGCAGAGAUAUCAGUACUCAAAAACUGGAAGGAAACUGAAGUAUGCAGACUAAAUGGUAUAACUGCCAAUGCAGAAGUAAAUCUCAAGGUGCUGAAGUCAUUCAGCAGCAGCUCACCUUCAGCAGCAUCCACGUUGAAGUCACAGAUUGAUUCUUGGGAAAUAUUUAUUUCAAAUGUAAAGAAACAACUGGAAAAAGUAGAGGCUAAGUAUGAAGAAAAAAUUCAGAUGGUGAAAAAUGGUGUACGGAACUGCCUCACUAAAAUGGAAACUGUGGAGCUUGCUUCUCCUCCCAGCGUCUUAACAAAACAAGGCAGACCUCCAGUCAGUGACCCAGCCAUUGUCACAUAUUCCUCUGCAUCUGCACAUCCUAAUUUACUUCCUGCAUUUUCAAGUUCUGAAGAUCCAGGUCCAACACACGCUUCACUUAAUACACAGGCCGGAGUUAAGCCAACACAUGCAAAUUCUACAGCUUGUUCUGCAAGUGGUGGAUCAGUGAAAACACACUCCAAACCUCUGGAAGGAUCAUAUUCCGAUAAAGUUUCAGCAACUUGCCUGUCGGGGAUUUCUGGAAGUAAUAUUCAGAGUGUCCAGCCAAACCAGAACCACCAAGAUGACUUGGCUGUACAACCGAGGCCUUCAGGACUUCCAAACAACAAAAUGCUUCCAAAAGCAUUUGAAAAUGUUAUUGCGCAUUUACAGAGUAUAUUCCCAAACUAUAGCAGUUCAGAGUUUACUAGCUUCAUAAAAGACGUACAAAGAAGAAAUGGGAAUACACUGUCAGGUUUGAGCUUAGACGAAAUUCUAAGCAGAGUGACAGAACUCAUUCUGGACCAGCAAAAUAAGGCACCAACUUCAACAGGGAGACCUCUGAAGUCAGUAUCCCCUGCUUCACCAGCGCAGACUAGAACUCGGGGCUGGGAAGUACCUGCAGAAGAAAAUGUGCCCAGCCCACCCAAGGCAAGACCUGUGCAGAAAAAUGCCUCAAGUAAAAAUCCAUCUUGGCCAAAUCUCCAGCCGUGGGAAAACGUUGGAGCAAUACCUAAAUCAAAAUGGAAAAAACUAGACUACACAGCCUCCAGUGAUGAGCUGUGCACAAUAUGUCAUGAUGAGCUAAUCAAAGACUUGUGUGAACUAGAAUGCGGGCAUUGUUUUCACAGAGAGUGCAUUAGAACGUGGCUUAAGCAACAUUCAAGUACCUGCCCCAUCUGCCGCAUUCAUGUUUUGUUAUCUGAGGACUUUCCUAAGCUUCCUGCACGGAACAAAUAUGCCUAA